AUGGAAGAUCAUUCUCAGGCACCACCACCGGACUUGCACAGUGGCCGCAGCCUAGAAGGCGUAUGUAGAAAAUGCAAAUCAUUUGUCAGAAGAUGCUAUCCGGAGAGGCAUCCAUCUCCUUUGAAAACAACUGACACAAACAAGCAUAGAUCGCUGGAAAAGGAACACAAGGCUCUUGACCGCAGCAAUUGCAACCAGGUAAACAUGAAUGGGAUGCAUGAUUGCAGAUACCAUGAAGAAGGAUCCCCAAGAGGAAUACCAAAGCGUGGAAGUUAUGAGAAAGCCUACUUCACACGUUCACCUCUAUCAAGCCCUCCUGCUUCAAGAAACACAAGCCCGUCUCCUCUGUCCAGAAGUACAAGCAAAAGGAGUUUAACCCCAAUCCGUUCUGCUGCAGCUAAUCUCUUGAGAAGCAUGAGCCGCCGAAAAAGUGCUGAAGCAACUACACUCCCUAGCACGCUUUCUAGGAGUGUAAGCCGAAAGGCUUCAACAACAAUCAUGUAUUCCAACUCGAAUGGGCUAAUGAAGCCCCCAGCAAUGGAAAUGACUCUCGAGUGCACGCUUGAAGAGUUGUGCUUUGGAUGCAUCAAGAAGAUGGAGAUCACAAGAGAUUCAGUAACUGAUGAUGGGCAAUUAAUACAAGAAGAUGAAGUGCUAACCAUCAAAGUUAAGCCAGGAUGGAGAAAAGGAACAAAGAUUACAUUUGAAGGGAUGGGAAACGAGAUGCCCGGGGCAGAUCCUGCAGAUGUUAUAUUCACAGUUUUAGAGAAACGACACCACAUGUAUAGAAGAGAAGGGGAUGAUUUGGAGUUGGCAGUUGAAAUCCCUUUGGUAAAAGCUCUAACUGGCUGUAUUUUCGCAAUCCCUUUAUUAGGUGGAGAGAAGAUGAUUUUGACGAUUGAUGAUAUCAUAUACCCUGGUUAUCAAAAGAUCAUACCAGGACAUGGUAUGCCAAAGCCACAUGAACAGGGGGAAAGAGGAAACUUAAUAAUAACAAUGCUUGUUAAGUUUCCAACAGAACUCACAGAUGAACAGAGAUCUGAAAUUGUUAGUAUUUUACGAGAUUCUUGUUGA
Coffea eugenioides is the source of this 1074-nucleotide messenger RNA. RefSeq names its product dnaJ protein homolog. The record is from RefSeq and is a predicted model, not a curated record. Lineage: Eukaryota; Viridiplantae; Streptophyta; Magnoliopsida; Gentianales; Rubiaceae. Gene Ontology annotation, cellular component: cytosol. Bases 1 to 1074 code for a protein of 357 amino acids. Gene Ontology annotation, molecular function: protein-folding chaperone binding. The transcript has 3 exons.